GAGAAGAGAGAAGAGAGAAGAGAGAAGAGAGAAGAGAGAAGAGAGAAGGCAUGUGAAGAGUGCCGCUGCAAAAAACAGAGAGGGACAUAUGAUAAAGAUCUUCGUCUUCCUCCAUACUAUCAACCCUUCUCCAACUCAGUGACUCAGUUUCAUUACAAUAUUAUAGGGCCCUAUGUACCCCACUCAGUGACUCUUGAUUUGGUGAACUCAUUUUGUCAACAGUGCGAUAAGAAGAAGAAUGCAUCCACUGGUUAUGGAAUUCAACUGAAAAAAAUUGCAUCUUGGGGUGUUACGAUGCUUUGUUUAAAGCCUGAAGCUUUGGAUGAAGACUAUCAUCCUCAAAGUCCUGACGGGAAUGGACAUUGCAAUGGUGGUAACAAUGGUGGUUUCAUUCUACCAAAUAACUGGGGAAGUUCUAUUAAUAAAUAUUUGCAAUGGAAAACUGGUAGGGUUUCGAGCAAGUCAUUUUCAGCAGGGGAUGACUCUUGUUCUAAGUUGGAGGAUGCUGCUAAGCCCCAGAUGUGUAAUUAUAGAUACCAGCUUGAGCAAGAAGUUAAAAAGUUGCAGCAGCAGUUGCAGGAAGAGACAGAUUUGCACUUGGCUCUAGCAAGUGCCGCCAAACACUGUGGUUCGCCUUCUACUAGUUCUCCAGGAAAGCUUCCGAAUAAGGCACAGGAGCUUUUAGACAGCAUAGCUGUUCUCGAGAUCACUGUAUCAAAGCUUGAGCAGGAAUUUGUUUCUUUACAAUAUCAGCUUAGUCAGGAGAGGAAUGAACGACGUCUUUCUGAGUACCAUUUAAAGCAUUUGCCGUGUCAUUCAACAUCACUUUUUGAUACCUCUCUGGAUUACUUAACCGAAUCAAUUGCAAGGAUUUGCAAUGAAGAGGGAGCAGAAGAAAACACGGAUGAUAUGCCUCUGCCAGAGGCUUUUAUAGAUAACAACUAUAUCGUGGAGAACCUUUGGCAUCACCGCAACCAGCUAUCGGAAGAAAUGGUCCUGCAUAUGAGAGAUAUUUUCAUUUUCUUAGCAGAUUCAUCCAAGCUCUCUUCUUUGUCGGCUUCUCCCGCUUCACCUCAUUGUCCCCUUGCCAAUUUUUUGGCAUCUUCCUUGGACUCACCCAUUGUGACUUCCUUUGUAAGCAGUCCCCAGGGAGGUGGUGCAUAUGAUCCAUACAAAGUCUCCGACAAAGUUGACUGGACAUGUAAUAUCGGGGCUUACAACAAAGCAAUUGAAGUCUCAUGGUUGUCUGUUGGGAAGAAAGAACUUGAAUAUGCUGCUACAGCUCUAAAAAGAUUCAGAUUACUUGUUGAGCAGUUGUCCAUGGUGGAUCCAACUCAAAUGAGUUACAAUGAGAAACUGGCAUUUUGGAUUAACCUUUAUAAUGCUUUGAUUAUGCAUGCAUAUUUAGCAUAUGGAGUUCCGAGAGAUGAAAUCAAACUAUUCUCUCUGAUGCAAAAGGCUGCCUACACCGUUGGAGGUCUCUCAGUGAGUGCAGCUGACAUUGAAUGCAUUGUUCUAAAGAUGAAUCCGGCUACUUAUCGGCCACAAAUUGCUGUGGUUUUUGCGCUUCAGAAACUCAAGGCUUAUGUUGAACUGCAGAAGUAUAUGAUUGAUCAUCCCGAGCCUCUGGUUCAUUUUGCUUUGAGUUGUGGGUUGCAUUCUUCACCAGCGGUGAGGAUUUUCAGGCCUGAAAACACGAACGAGUUGCUAAAACGAUCGAUGAAAGAUUACAUCCAGGCAUCCGUUGGCAUCAGUAACAAAGGGAAACUGUUGGUGCCGAAAUUGUUGCAUUGCUUCGCCAAAGGAACCGUGGAAGACUCGGUUUUACCCGAAUGGAUUUGUCAGUUCUUAUCACCACAACAAGCUUCCAUGGCUAGGAGCUGUGUAUCGGGUAAUAAGUGGAGGCUCCUAGGUGCUCGAGUCUUCUCCGUCCUAGCGUUCGAUUCUAGGUUCAGGUUUCUCUUCCUUUUGGAUGAUAAGACCAGCCACCCUUCAAAAUCUUCAACACAACAGCGUUAUCCGCAUCUUAUUGUAUAGCAGCAAGUUGCUGAUGGUAAAGAUUUACCUACGUGAACUCAUUGUAGGGUUAC
This is a messenger RNA of Hibiscus syriacus, 2090 nucleotides long. RefSeq lists its product as uncharacterized. The coding region runs from base 295 to 2037 and encodes 580 amino acids. NCBI's taxonomy places the organism in Eukaryota, Viridiplantae, Streptophyta, Magnoliopsida, Malvales, Malvaceae. The record is from RefSeq and is a predicted model, not a curated record. The transcript is spliced from 12 exons.